Molecule: messenger RNA, 1467 nt
Organism: Aspergillus clavatus NRRL 1
Lineage: Eukaryota; Fungi; Ascomycota; Eurotiomycetes; Eurotiales; Aspergillaceae
Product: allantoate permease family MFS transporter
Exons: 5
Coding region: 1-1467 (488 amino acids)
Biological process (GO): transmembrane transport
Cellular component (GO): membrane
Molecular function (GO): transmembrane transporter activity
Source: RefSeq, a predicted model, not a curated record
AUGGACGACAAGGAUGACUGCACGCACUCGACCAUCGAGGACAUCAAAUCCGCUUCUGCAUCCUCCACGCCCACCGAGUACGACAAGGCACUCGAGAAGCGUCUCCUGUGGAAAUGCGACCUGCACGUCGUGCCCAUCCUCACGCUGCUGUUCAUGUUUGCGUUCCUGGACCGCAUCAAUAUCGGCAAUGCGCGGUUGAUGGGGCUGGAGAAGGACCUGGGCAUGACCGGGCAUGAGUACAACGUCGCCCUGUUUGUGUUCUUCAUCCCGUAUAUCCUGUUCGAGGUGCCGAGCAAUAUGGUGCUGAAGAAGGUGAAGCCGUCGUGGUGGCUGAGUGGGAUUAUGUUUGCUUGGGGGAUCUUGACCGUCUGCCAGGGUGUCACGAAGAGUUAUCAGGGAUUGGUGGCGUGUAGGGUGUUGAUCGGGUUGUUUGAGUCGGGGUUUAUGCCGGGAUCCGUCUACCUGAUCAACAUGUACUACCGUCGUCAUGAGCUGCAAUGGCGACUCAAUGUCUUCUUCAGUGCUAGUAUUUGCGCUGGCGCAAUCAGCGGGCUCCUCGCCUAUGCAAUCAACAACAUGGACGGAGUGGCCGGAUACAGCGGCUGGCGCUGGAUCUUCAUCAUCGAGGGGCUCGCCACCAUCGUCGUCGCAGUCAUCGCCAAGUUCAUCGUCGUCGACUGGCCUGAGGCUUCCACGUUCCUGACCGGCGAGGAGAGAGCACUGCUGCUCCGCCGCCUGGCUGAGGACCAGGGCGAGGCGAGAAUGAACCGUUUGGAUAAGCAGUCCUUGAAACGCACAUUUGCAGACCCGAAGAUCUACCUGGGACCCCUCAUGUACUUCGGCAUCGUCAACACCGGCUACGCCGUCUCUUUCUUCACCCCGACCAUUCUCAACCAGCUCGGCUGGACCGCCGUCCGCGCCCAGGUCAUGAGUAUCCCCGUCUACUGCGUCGCCAUGGUCAUCACGCUCUCCGCCGCAUACGUCAGCGACCGGCUCCGCCACCGGUACCUGUUCACCCUGGCCGGGUGUCUCAUCGCCACCAUGGGCUACGUGAUCCUGCUCUGCCAGGCCUCGGUGCCCGUUGCGGCGCGCUACUUCGCCGUCUUCGCCAUCACGGGCGGUGGGUACCUCACGCAGCCCAUCCUGAUGGGCUGGCUGAGCAACAACAUGGCGGGCCAUUACAAGCAGUCCAUUGCGUCCGCGAUGCAGAUUGGUUUCGGAAACUGUGGUGGACUUGUGGCGAGUAAUAUCUUCUUUAAGGAGGAGGCGCCGCGGUAUCGCACGGGGUACGGGGUGAGUCUGGGGAUGACCUGGGUCUGUGGGAUUGCGUGUGCUUCGUUCCUGGCGUACCUGGCGCGAGAGAACCGUGCGAGAAACGCUGGUAAGCGAGAUUGGAGGUUGGGGUUGCCCAGGGAGGAAGUGGAGAACCUGGGCGAUGAUCAUCCUUCGUUCCGAUUCACUUACUAG